GCGCUAUGUACUGUAUAUUGUAAUAAUAAGAAUAAGCUGACGUAGUAUCUAUAAAUGGAAUUUGGAAUGGAAUUCCAGUUUCGUAAAGGUGACGGAAGGAAUAUAAGGGAUUCUUAGAUGGCCGGAGUUCUAUCGAGACCAGAGGAUAUUCAGAAUUAUUUUCGCAAAGAGAGAGGACGACAACAGGGAAACAGCCAUACUUCAGUAAGUACGUCACGUACAAAAUCACCAAGAAAUGGAGACAAACAAUCUAAGUGUGAUACCUUGGGAAUACUAACUGAUAAACCAAAACAUAAACAGUACGGUACUCUACAGUCACGAAUUGGUUCAUUCGAAAAUUGGCCACAUAAUAAAACACAGGAGAUAAGGCAGUUAGCUGAAGCUGGAUUUGGGUAUACAGGAGUAGACGACUCUGUAAGGUGUUUUUAUUGCAGUAUAGGACUUAGAGAUUGGCCUGAAGGAGCUAGUCCCUGGGAACAACAUGUUCUUGCCAGCCCCAACUGUGGUCACGUAAUUAAUUGUAAAGGUAAAGGCUAUAUCAGAAAGAUUCUUGGAGAAAGAGACCAAGACUCUGAUGUUGAUGUAGAUGAUUCAGAUGAAAUAGUGGACACUGUACAGCUAGCUAUAAAUAGAAACGAAGAUGCUGUUAUUGUUGCAAGAGAAUAUUGUACAGAUGAAGACAUCUUAAAAAGGGCAAUAAAAGCAUUGAUCAAGCAAGACGCACAGAAAAAAUUCUCAGCUGUCGAACUUGUAAAAGUUAUACAAGAAAUUGAGGAAACAAACGAAACUGCAAACGCGACAUCAAAGCUUACCGAUGACGAAGAGCAAGACGAUACAGAAACAGACGAUGAAGGAUCUGAAGAAGAAGAAGAGGAUAUGGAAGAAACAAACAGAAAACUAAAGGAGCCAGUAACUUGCAAAAUAUGUUAUGAUGCAAUUGCAUGUAUUAUUACGUUACCAUGCGGCCACAUGGUUUGUUGCUCCCAAUGUAUUUCAGCACUAGCUAAAUGUGCAGUCUGUAGAACCCAAAUAAAAGGCACCGUCCGAGCUCUGAUGGCUGUUUGAAAUAAUAUACUAAUACAUGAAAUUUGCUGAUUUUGAUAAAGAAAGAGGCUGCUAAAGUUGAUAGCUUUCUUUCAUUUUCAAUCUUCAAGUUUCUCAUACUUUAAGCAUCACUACAUAGAUAUAACUUACUUUUCGGCAAGUAAAUAUCUGAUAGCAUUAAGGUUUGUGAAAAAGCUUAUUUAAUAAGUAAAGUUUCUUAAACAUUUGUCUAUGAUUUCGUAAACAUUUUGAUUAAACUAAUUUUUAUGAAUUUUUCGAAUAAAAACUGCAACGAUUGCUCGAAUUAAAUUUCUGUUAUCAUUGAAAUAAAUUUAAUCUAUUUUUUGGAUUAUUCGAAAACAAAUGAUCUGUUUCUAAGUUUAGACUAUUUACUACGCGUUGUUUGCCCAAUAAUUACUUAAAUAUAAAUGCACAAUAAAGUCAUUGGAGAGGUAAAUCGAUUUUGUGCACGUGAUAUUUGAUAUAUUUCUGUUAUUCGAUAAUCUAGUACCUAAAUGUAAUUGUGUCAGUAUAUUCUUAAUAUGUGUACAGAUUUCGAAAGUAAUUUUCUGAAAGUUCUGUGGAAGACCAGGAAGACGUGUAGUGUCCGUCCGUCCGUCCAUCACAUUUUCUUUGUGUACUCGACUCCUCCUAUUAUUAUGUCUCCCACCACACAGUGGUAUGGGAGACAUAUUGAUUUACUCCAGUCUGUGUGUGUGUGUGUGUCUGUCACAAAGCUUGUCCGCACUCUAAGUCUAACAUUUCUCAUCUGAUUUUCACAAAACUUAACCAAAAUGUGUUUGACCAUAAGACCUUGGCCAAGUUCGAUAACUAGCCAAAUCAGUCCAGGCAUUUUGGAGUUAUUGCCCUUGAAUAACCAAAAAUCGGCCUUUUUACUGUUUUCCAUCCUCUAAGUCAAACAUUUCUCGUCCGAUCUUCACCAAACUUGAACAAAAUGUGUUUAAUCAUGAGGACUCGGCCAAGUUUGAUAAAUAGCUAAAUUGGUCCAGGCAUUUUGGAGUUAUGGCCCUUGAGUUACCAAAAAUCGGCCUUUUUACUCUUGCCCGCACUCUAAGUCAAACAUUUCUCGUCCGAUCUUCACCAAACUUGAACAAAAUGUGUUUGACCAUGAAACUUCGGCCAAGUUUGAUAACUAGCUAAGUCGGUCUAGGCAUUUAGGAGUUACGGCCCUUGAAUUACUGAAAAAUCGGCCUUUUUACUCUUGUCCGCACUCUAAGUCAAAGAUUUCUCAUCCGAUCUUCACCAAACUUGAACAAAAUGUGUUUGACCAUGAGACCUCGGCCAUGUACGAUAACUAGCCAAAUCGGUUUAAGCAUUUUGGAUUUACGGCCCUUGAAUUACCGAAUAAUCAGCCUUUUUACUCUUUUCCUCUCUCUAAGUCGAACAUUUCUCAUCCGAUUUUCACCAAACUUGAACAAAAUGUGUUUGACCAUGAGACCUCGGCCAAGUUUGAUAACUAGCCAAAUCCGCCCAGACACUUUCGAAUUAUGGUCCUUGAAUUCCUGAUUGGAUCCACUCGUCCAGACCAUCUUCUUGGAUCCACUCGUCUAAACCAUCUAGAGAAACUAGACAGUUUUCAUAGGGGCAGUUGUGGGAGACAUGCGCUUUUCUCAAAAGCAUCUCUAGUUUCAAUCGGAUAUAAAGAUAAACCUUCAUACGUAUAAGGUGGACAUACGCAUAUUUUCGGAACUUUAAUAUUCGAUCAUUUGACGUUGAGUUAUGGCCAUCAUGGAUUUGUACUUUAUUAUAACCACACAUGUACCGUGUGUGCUCAGUCACUCCUACAUUUUGCAUUACUUUAAGUUGAAACUGGUAUACAUCAUCAAUGACAAAUGAUGGAGUUGGCAUACACAACUUGUGGGACGUUUAUAGCCACUGGUUAUUUUUUUAGUUAUUUGGACUUUGAAAUGCUCCAUCUCUACCUUGUGUGCUCAACUCAUCUUGCAGUUUCUAUCCAUUUAAUGUGCCAAUUCAAAUGAAAACAAAAUGAUAUAAAUCAUUUAUAUUUAUAUUAAGUGUACAUGCACAUACACAAGAAGUCGAGUGGUAAAUGUCGGAGUUAAGCUCAUAUGAUUAAAAAAAUAUCGAGGUAUCACGAGGUUAUUGCCGGCGUUGACGUUACUUAAGAUGUUUGUUUAGUUUCACUUUUUUAUUGAGGGGGCCUCCGUGGCCGAGUGGUUAAGCUCGCUGACUUCAAAUCACUUGCCCUUCAUCGAUGUGGGUUCGAGCCUCACUCGAGGCGUUGAAUUCUUCAUGUGAGGAAGCCAUCCAGCUGGCUUACGGAGGGUCGGUGGUUCUACCCAGGUGCCCGCUCGUGAUGAAAUAAUGCACGGAGGGGCACCUGAGGUCUUCCUCCACCAUCAAAGCUGGAAAGUCGCCAUAUGACCUAAAAUGUGUCGGUGCGACGUUAAACCCAACCAAAAAAUAACUUUUUUAUUGAAACCUUUAAGAUGGUAUUCUAUAUUAACAUUUUUCAGGUGACGUGUAUCAAGGCUGAUAUUUUGCAUUGCUUAUCGGUUCAUUAGAUAUUUGAUAGGUAUAAAUUGAACUUUAAAUAUUGAAAGUAUACAGCAUUUUCAAAGUGUAUUGUUUGUAUCAUAUUGUCUCAAAAUCCUGUUUGACUUUACAUAUCAUUCGCUCUCCUGUCACAGACAUUCAUGUUUCUUCGCAUUGGACUAUUUUAAUAUGUAUUAAAAUAUUUAAUUGACGAGGACAGCAUUGCCCUUUUUACUUCGUUAAUAUCUUUAUCUGUCCGAAUAGAUUUUUUUUCUAAC
Mercenaria mercenaria is the source of this 3839-nucleotide messenger RNA. RefSeq names its product putative inhibitor of apoptosis. Bases 118 to 1065 code for a protein of 315 amino acids. Gene Ontology annotation, biological process: regulation of cell cycle. Lineage: Eukaryota; Metazoa; Mollusca; Bivalvia; Venerida; Veneridae. The transcript is spliced from 2 exons. Gene Ontology annotation, cellular component: cytoplasm; nucleus; spindle microtubule. The record is from RefSeq and is a predicted model, not a curated record.